Molecule: messenger RNA, 3661 nt
Organism: Achroia grisella
Lineage: Eukaryota; Metazoa; Arthropoda; Insecta; Lepidoptera; Pyralidae
Gene: Sln
Product: monocarboxylate transporter 12
Exons: 17
Coding region: 1-2076 (691 amino acids)
Biological process (GO): monocarboxylic acid transport; transmembrane transport
Molecular function (GO): monocarboxylic acid transmembrane transporter activity
Source: RefSeq, a predicted model, not a curated record
AUGUUCGUUGUGAUACCUCCAAGAAUAUGCGUACAAGAUAUCAUGAUGAUUGGUUUAGUAUUUUUGCGUGAAAGCGCCAACCUGUCCCCGGACAAGGGUUCUCUGCUGUCGGUGCAAUCUGCACCCCCUGAACAACGAGAGCGCCCCGCAAGUCUGCUGCUCGAGUUGCCGUUAGCCACUCAAGUAGGCGCGUACUUAUCAGCGAUGUCACCGACCGAGCAAGAGGAGGACUCCUUGCUGACACUGUCGUCGGUGACAGCACGCCCCCUGCUGGCUGCCUCGAGGAAGCUACGGCCUCUGCCUGACUCCACCACUGAUAUAACCAACCCACCCGAUGGUGGAUACGGCUGGGUUGUGGUGUUCGGUGCUUUCAUGGUGCAGUUCUGGGUGGCCGGUCUGUUCAAGUCGUAUGGGGUACUAUACGUGGAGAUCAUGGAAACAUUCCCAGACUCUUCGGAGUCAGUUGCCUCCUGGAUACCAGCGGCGUUGUCUACAUUGUGCUUAGCUCUGGCACCGUUGUCAUCAGCUCUGUGUGAGAAGUACUCUUGUCGUCUGGUGGUGUUCAUUGGUGGCCUCUUCUGUGCGACGGGCCUGGCUCUCUCCUACUUCAGUACUGGACUGCUCCAUCUUCUACUGAGCUUCGGGGUGAUGACUGGAAUCGGAGGAGGUCUGUCUACAACACCAGGGAUAGUCAUCGUCUCGCAAUAUUUUGAUAAACACAGGGCUUUGGCUAAUGGUAUAUGUGUGAGCGGGACGGCAGCAGGCAGCUUCGUAUUUCCGAUGUUAAUUGAGAAACUGGUGGAUAUGUAUGGGUUGCAUGGAACUGUGUUACUAUUAGGUGGUGGAAUGCUGCACGUGUGUGUAUCUGCGACAUUGUACCGUCCCCCGCCGACCGUGAGGGAACGAGGUUCGACUCCUGCCACCACCACUACUACGGAGAACACCACUUUACUGCAGGAUAUCCAGGAAGGUAAAACCGAGGCGACAAAAGACAACCGUCUGCAGAGCUUAUUCCAACCUGACUCCGAAAUGGCAUUGAACCAGAAGAAUGUUCUACUCACGGAGGAAGCCAAAAGAUCCAAUUUAAUCACUGAGAUCAUGCACCCUAGUCUUAUAGAGGUGGCGCGGCCUCCAUUGCAAUCUCAACACUCAGAUUCUGAAGAUUCGGAGGUGCUAGAUGUGUUAGGAGUUGUUGGAUUACCAAAAGAAGUGGCCCGCCUCCGUCUGCGGCCGACACGGUCGUCGUCCAUCCUCCAUUCAGUUGAAGACCUGUCUACGGACAGCACUUGUGUUUACAAAGCAAGCAGGAGGAAGAUCAGUCGUUCGUUGUACAUCAGACCACCUCUGCCGCACCGAUUGAUACAGAACAAACUAUCGGAGCCUGUGAUAGUGAAGCCAGAACAGGAGAUACAGAAAGAAGAUAGCAGUCAGAAAGAAGAGAAAAGAGGAUGCGUUGAGAAGAUAUCGAGAUAUUUGGACGUUUCGUUACUCAAGUCUUGGCGGUUUGGACUACUUUGCGCGUCAGUUGCCCUCAUGUCAUGCGGCUCGCCGUAUGCUUUGUAUUACUUGCCGGCUUACACUGUGGCUGUGGGACAUAGCAAGUCUGCUGCGGGUCAUUUGGUGGCUAUCAGUGCUGUACUGGAUCUUUGCGGACGUCUGGGUCUAGGUUAUCUGUGUGAUCUGCAUCUAUUUUGCAGAAGAAAGGCGUAUAUUGUUAGUAUACUGGUGGCCGGUAUAGCUGUGCUCACCCUGCCCAGUCUGACAUCCUGGUGGUCGCUCGCUAUAGCAUCAGGUGCUUACGGUCUGUGUCUGGGCUGCUGGUUUCUCUUGGUGCCUGUACUGCUGGCGGAUGCAUUUGGGACGGCUCGCAUCGCAUCGUCGUAUGGACUCGUCAGAAUGUUCCAGAGCAUUGCUGCCGUCUCUGUACCACCAACAGCUGGGCUUGUACGUGACGUCACCGGGGGAUAUUCAUGGUGUUUCUACGGUAUGGGAUCCUGUAUGGUGUUAGGUUCGAUUCCAGUUAUUGCAUUUCACAUGUGCACCAAGAAUGAAGACACCGACUCGUCUGUGGAUUGAACGAUCUAAGAUAUAUCAAUAUAACAACUUAUGUUACAGUUAAUUACGAAUGUAAUUUUACACUCGUUAAUUACAGGAUGACAUGUUACAUUCGUAUAAUACGGCAGGAAUAUUGUUUAAUAUUACAAUUAUAAAUUAUGACAUGUAAGUUACAGUUGAUAAUUUUGUAAUGUUACAAAUUCUUUUGGCUGUAAUAUUGUAGUCAUUAUUUACAAUGUGUAAUAUUACAAUUGUAAUUAUUAAUUGCACCACGCAAUGGUACUACAGUGUUUGUUUUAGUAUUCACAUGAAUAAAUGUGUAUUUAAAAAAAAAUGAGUGUGAAUUUUGAAAAAUAUCACUAUUGCGUAGUUACGUGUUAAAAAAUUGUCUAUGUGUAACGGAAAAAGCUUUUAUACAUUUGGUAGAUUGUGUAUAAACAAUCAAAACUACGUAUGUAUUUCUAUAAACAAGACCAUUAUGUGUACUCUAUUUAUCUAUGGUUAGAAUUUAAAAAAAUUACACUAUCAUUGGAAAUUACAAGUUUGUAUUUGUAAAUGGAACAAGCGUGCCAUAUGUCGGAGUCAGAAGAAAAAAAGCGUGCCACAUUUUUAAAUAAAGAACAGCCUAAAUAAACAAUGGCAAAUGUCAGUCGAUUUGGCGCCAAAAAACUAAAAGCUGCGUUCCUACGUGCGGAAAUUGGUGGCUAUAGAAAUUGAAAGGUUAAGAUGUUUCAGAUAUUAAUAGACUAGGAAUAUGAUAAUGUGAAUCCAAGUUAACCUUUUUUUUUAUUCAUUUACGAUGACUAAAUAAAAAAAAAAUCUUACAAUAGAGUGAAAAAAAAACAUAGGUUUCGUUUUGGUAAAAAUAUAUGCACUUAAAAUUACUGUCCAACCUUCUUAUAGUUACAUAUAAAUUAAAAAUGAAUGUUAAUAAAAUUCGUAAUAAUAUUUUUUUUUAUUUAAUUAAAUUGUGUAGGACUGUGAUUAAAUAUUUUGUACAAUAUUUCGUUAGUAAUACUAGAGUACUGAAAUGUUUUAGUUGACAAAUUUCAGUUUAAACGAUAGGAAAAUAUUCCCUACUAUUUAAUAUUAAUAGCGAAGUUAAAACCAUUGACAAGUAGAGUAGCUAACACGCACAACAUCUAGCGUAUUAGUAUGGCCGUAGAUGUAUUCUAAAAAAAUAGCUUCAUUGUAGCUUUCCCAAUACAUCAUUGUGAGGUGCCAUGAUUUAAAAAAUAAUCCAGAUUUAAGAUUCGAAUUUCAAAUGUUUUUGUUUCAAAAAUUUUGUGCUUAUUUUCGCAUGUAAACUGCCAUAAAGUGCCUCCUGGCAUAUAUAUUAUACAUUUUAUUUUAUAAAUAUAUAUUUGUAAACGAAAUUAUAUAUAAAUAGUAAACCAUGAUUUCAUAAACACGACUGGGAAUACUUUUUAAUAUAAGAUAGAAAAAAAUACAGAAAGGCUAUCGACAAACUGUAUUAAAAAUGUGCUGGAAUUAAUUAUUCCAAGAUAUUCAACCUAUUUUGUUUUUGUAUUUUAUCGUGUCCUUUUGAAUGGUGAUUUUAUUAAUAUAUAUAUUACUUUAACUGUUAUUUUUAUAUCGUACUAAU